AUGACAUCCAGAAAGCCUAUUUCGUGGUUCUUAACUGACCAAGGUCGCAAAUUUUCUUUUUUUGUUGUGACAAGCACCGGUAUUGCACUUACUGCGGCUAAAUUUACUCCUCAUACACUAUUAAUAAGCAAAUAUAAAGAUUUUGUACACCACUACAGUGAUGGUAAACCAGUUGAUCUCCCAACAGAUCUACAGAAAAAAUGUGAGAAAUGUUUAGAUCUUCUACAAAUUAAAGACGUACAAAGGAAAUUGAUUCAACCAUUUAGUGUGUUUGGUUUCGAUUUAUUUCAUGCCGGUAGCACUAGCUCUAAAUUUGGUGUAUUAAUAGGAAUACCAAUUAAUUUCACAUACUAUUCAUUAGAUGAUGUUGAUAAACAGAAAAUACAGAUUAACCAACAAAAUUUGGAUUUGGCGUCAGAAGUUGGGAGAAAAUUAGGAGAGUCUCUUAUUUUACCAGAAAAAGCAAAGGAAUUCGCAAUUUGCAGAGAAAUAUUAAUGACUCAAAAUAACAAAGUUAUGUUUGAAUCAACUUAUCCAUUUAUAACUUUGUUUUUUGCUUAUAGUUUAUCGCAAUAUUUGAAUAGGAGACUUAAUUUAUAUGUAGCACCACAAGCUUUAAGAGGAAUAUUAUAUUCAAUAAUUGGGUUUUUUAGUAUAGGUUCAUAUUUUCUUUUUAAAGAUAUGACAGAAGUACAUUAUGAGACACAAGUAGAUAAGAAGUUGUGUGAGCUUGGACCAGAAUACAUUGAAGGUGGUAUAAUAUUUUAUGAAAAAUUGUUACAAAGAAACCAAGCUUUAAGAGAACUAAUGGGGAAUGAGGGACAAAAGAAGUAUACCAAAUUGGGCAAUGAAAAUUAUAGCUUAAGACAGCCACAUAUAGCACUGAUUCAUAGGAAACAGUUCUUCGAAUAUAAAUUAAAAGAGAUAAAGGAACUUGAUCAUGAUGAACCUUUAAUGGAAGAAAAAGCU
This is a messenger RNA of Brenthis ino (lesser marbled fritillary), 969 nucleotides long. NCBI's taxonomy places the organism in Eukaryota, Metazoa, Arthropoda, Insecta, Lepidoptera, Nymphalidae. The record is from the annotation of a GenBank genome assembly.